Trifolium pratense (red clover) is the source of this 2801-nucleotide messenger RNA. Its product is annotated as putative receptor protein kinase ZmPK1. Lineage: Eukaryota; Viridiplantae; Streptophyta; Magnoliopsida; Fabales; Fabaceae. Gene Ontology annotation, molecular function: protein serine/threonine kinase activity; ATP binding. The record is from RefSeq and is a predicted model, not a curated record. The transcript has a single exon. Gene Ontology annotation, biological process: protein phosphorylation; recognition of pollen. The coding region runs from base 521 to 2698 and encodes 725 amino acids.
ACAUAUGGCACAUAUCUUUUCAUUACGCACACGGCACAUAACAUUCCAAUUCCAAUUCCACACAUAGGUGUGUUCCAAGGACCACAAACGUGACCUUUACGAAGAAAUUAUACAACAAGUGUACAUGGUCCAAUCUAAGCUUAAAUAAAAUAUUUGUGACGUAAACCGGUAUCCACGCAAAAAAUUAAUUUUUGGAAUCUUGUAAGACUUAAAUGUAAGUUUAAUUUAUUUUAUUGCAACCGAAUUACCAUGCUAGCCAGUCUUUAUAUAUCAAGACAAUUCGAAAACAGUACAUACAACAUAACAUGAUGCGAAUGGCCUCUUUAUCAAUCUUCUUCACCAUUUUCAACACUCAUCAUCAUUUUCCUUCUCCGUAGAAAAUUUUGAACAAGAUAUUAUAGUCUCACCCAAAGGUACAUUCACCGCAGGUUUCUACCCGGUUGGCGAAAAUGCUUAUUCUUUUGCAAUAUGGUUCACUCAAAAAUACAAAAAUCUCACCAACGCUGCCACCAUUGUUUGGAUGGCAAAUCGUGACCAACCGGUAAAUGGAAAACGCUCGAAACUUUCCCUUCUUAAAACAGGCAACGUCAUCUUAACCGACGCAGACUAUUUCAUCGUUUGGUCAACAAACACUAACUCAUCAAAACCACUUGACUUGUUUUUGUAUGACACAGGAAAUCUGGUUCUCAGAGAGCACACCACAAAUGGUUUCAUUUUGUGGCAAAGUUUUGAUUACCCAACAGAUACCCUCCUUCCUGAACAAAGUUUCACAAGGUACAUGAACCUUGUUUCCUCCAAAAGUGACAAUAAAUAUUCCUCUGGCUACUACAAACUCAUUUUUGACAACGACAAUGUUCUUCGCCUUCUAUAUGAUGGCCCUCAAGUUUCCAGUAUUUACUGGCCAUAUCCUUGGCUUGUGAGUUGGGAUGCAGGUAGAUCCACAUACAAUAGUAGUAGGGAAGCAAAAUUAGACAUUUGGGGGAACUUUAGCUCUUCCGAUGAUUUCACUUUAACGACAAGUGAUUAUGGAACAAUUCUCCAACGAAGAUUGACCCUUGAUUCCGAUGGUAAUGUUCGUGCUUAUAGCCGAAAACAUGGACAUGAGAAGUGGUUGAUUUCAGGGCAAUUCCACCAACAACUUAUCAAAAUACAUGGAAUUUGUGGACCAAAUAGCAUUUGCAUUACCAAUCCAAGAACCGGUAGAAAGUGUUUGUGUAUUCCUGGUUAUAGAAGGAUUGAUAUUCAAGAUUGGUCACAAGGGUGCAAACCCAACUUCCAACUUUCAUGCAACAACAAAACCAAGUUAGAGACUCGAUUCCAACGAUUACACCAUGUUCAUUUUUAUGGAUACGAUUAUGACUACCGAGCAAAUUAUACUUAUAAACAAUGUAAGCAUUAUUGCAUGCGGAUGUGCCAAUGCAUAGCCUUCGAAUAUCGUUUCGUGAAAGACCAAGAGAUGCCUUACUGCUAUCCUAAGUCACAAUUACAAAAUGGGUUCAGUUCACCAAAUUUUGAAGGAUCAAUCUUCUUGCGAUUGCCAAAAGGAAAACAAGUUUUUUUCAAUGAGAAUGAUAUAAAAAAUGGUAGCUUGGUUUGUUCUAGAAAUAAUGGAGUAAAACAACUAAGAAGACCAUACAUCGAAGGCAAAGAAAAUGGACCAAUGAAGUUCAUGUUUUGGUUUACGAUUGGUUUGGGGUUAAUUGAGGCAUUGUGCUUCUUUAUGAUAUGGUGCUUCUUAUUUAAGAACAGGAAACCCUCUGUUAGAGACAAUCAAGGCUAUGUUUUUGCAGGAACCAUAGGAUUUCGAAAAUUCACUUACUCUGAACUAAAACAAGCAACAAAAUGUUUUAGUCAAGAGAUUGGAAAGGGUGCUGGAGGAACUGUGUAUAAAGGUUUAUUAUCUAAUAAUCGUGUUGUGGCUAUAAAGCGGCUACACGAAGCAAACAAAGGAGAGAGAGAAUUCCUUGCUGAAAUUAGCAUCAUUGGAAGGCUAAAUCACAUGAAUUUGAUUGGUAUGUGGGGUUAUUGUGCAGAGGGAAAACACAGAUUGCUGGUUUUUGAGUACAUGGAAAAGGGUUCUUUAGCUGAUACUUUGUCAUCAAAUGCACUUGAUUGGGCUAAGAGGUAUCAAAUUGCUGUUGGAACUGCAAAAUGUCUUGCAUAUAUACACGAAGAAUGUUUGGAGUGGAUUUUGCAUUGUGAUAUAAAGCCCCAAAACAUACUAAUUGACUCUGAUUACCAACCCAAGGUAGCCGAUUUUGGGUUGUCUAAGCUACUACAAAGGAACAAUCGUGAUAAUUCAGGUUUUUCGAGGAUGAGAGGAACAAGAGGUUACAUGGCACCUGAAUGGAUUUUCAACUUGCCAAUUACUUCCAAGGUGGAUGUUUAUAGUUAUGGAGUUGUGGUGCUAGAGAUGAUUACCGGAAAGAGUGCAAUGAUUAGUAUCCAAAUCACAGAUGGAGAAGAGUCUCACAACGAGAGUUUAGUAACAUGGGUGAGAGAGAAAAGAAGGAAAGUAUCAGACAUGAGAUCUUUUGUGGAACAUAUAUUAGACCCUACAUUGGGAUCAAAUUAUGACAUGGUUAAAUUGGAGACUUUAGCAGCGGUUGCUUUGGACUGUGUUGAGGAAGAGAAAGACAUGAGACCCAACAUGAGUCAAGUUGUUGAGAGGCUCCAAAUUCAUGAACACGAUUCUUGAUGAUAUCCAGUUAUCCACAAAGAAAAGUCAUCUCUUAUUGCUACAAUUAGUUUUUGUGUUUAUCUUCAUAAUUCAAAUUACUAAAUAAAUAUGUGCUUUGGCA